AUGGAAAAAGGAAAAGAACAUCCUAGCACGCUAAGACCCUCUAGCUCAAAUCCCCAAUCCGCGGAUAUACCAUCAACUUCUCCAAACAUACCAAUUCACGGUUACUAUGGACCAGUGCCUGCGUGGUCACCGGCCUUUCUCGAUGCCAACCAAUAUCCAAGCAACCUACAGAAUGCUAGUUAUCCAUUUCAACAUGGCAUGGAAGGGCAGUUGUCGAACAUCAAUACAAGCUCCGUUACAAGCAGAUUUCAGGGUACAGAGGAUAAUAGAUAUGUAGUUGGGGAGGAGACCGAUUCGCCAUGUACAUCUUCUAGAGUCGAAGAAGUUAAUUUUGAUACUCCAGAUGAACAAGAAACCGAGUAUGGCAGUGCAGGAACAUCUAAGAAGACACAAAUGGAUGACAUUGAUGAGCCAAUGUCGGGGAUGGAGUUUAAUUCCCUAGAAGAUUUAAUCAGUUAUUAUAAAGAGUAUGGUAAGAAAUGCGGGUUUGGAGUGAUGACUAAAAGAAGUGAGAGGGGAGAAGAUGAGACUGUUAGAUAUGUCACCCUUGCCUGUGCCCGUGGUGGGAAGGCUCAGAAUAGACUCUUGAAUGUCUCCAACCCACGUCCGACAAGAAAGACGGAGUGUAAGGCCAAAAUAAAUGCCUUAAAAGCUGAUGAUGGAAAGUUUAGGCUGACUACAGUUCAUAAUAUCCACAAUCACGGCCUCAGUCCGAAGAAAUCCCGCUUCUUUCGAUGUAACCGAGAAGUGAGUGAAUAUGUCAAAAGAGUUCUAGAUACAAAUGAUUUGGCUGGUAUCCGAAUGAACAAGAGCUUCGGAUCUCUGGUUGUAGGCGCAGGUGGAUUUGAGAACCUCCCGUUUUUGGAAAAAGACUGUCGUAACUACAUCGACAAGGCUAGGCAUCUACGACUGGGCGCAGGUGGUGCCGAAGCACUUCGAGACUACUUUUUACGAAUGCAAUACAAAAAUCCGGGGUUCUUUGCACUGAUGAACCUGGACGAUGACAGGAGGCUAAAGAAUGUAUUUUGGGCAGAUCCCCGUAGUAGAGCUGCAUACCAAUAUUUCGGUGAUGUGGUAACCUUCAACACCACAUACUUGACGAACCGAUAUGGGACGCCCUUCGCACCAUUUGUUGGUGUAAACCACCAUGGGCAGUCAAUUUUGUUGGGAGCUGGCUUGAUUUCAUCUGAGGAUACACAUACCUUCGUGUGGUUAUUCCAAACCUGGUUGCAGUGUAUGGAUGGUGUCGCACCGAAGGCUAUUAUCACUGACCAAGAUAGAGCCAUGAAAAAUGCAAUUGCAAUUGUCUUCCCAGAAAGCCGCCAUAGAUUUUGCCUAUGGCAUAUCCUGAAGAAAGUCCCAGAAAAGCUUGGAUGCUAUGGUUUCUACAAAAGUGGCAUGAAAACUGCACUGAUGAAAUGUGUUUAUGACACACAAAAGCGGGAAGAGUUUGAAAAUCUUGACAUGAGAUGA
Carya illinoinensis is the source of this 1473-nucleotide messenger RNA. RefSeq names its product protein FAR1-RELATED SEQUENCE 4-like. The record is from RefSeq and is a predicted model, not a curated record. NCBI's taxonomy places the organism in Eukaryota, Viridiplantae, Streptophyta, Magnoliopsida, Fagales, Juglandaceae. The coding region runs from base 1 to 1473 and encodes 490 amino acids. The transcript has 3 exons.